Colletotrichum tamarilloi is the source of this 318-nucleotide messenger RNA. RefSeq lists its product as uncharacterized. The transcript is spliced from 2 exons. Lineage: Eukaryota; Fungi; Ascomycota; Sordariomycetes; Glomerellales; Glomerellaceae. Bases 1 to 318 code for a protein of 105 amino acids. The record is from RefSeq and is a predicted model, not a curated record.
AUGGCCUCUAUCGCACCCCAGCAGGGCUCAGCCAAGUCGGGUGCUUCGGCAAAACAGCUCUCCCAAGAGAAAGGAGCUAGAAUUGGGGCUGCAGAUCGCCUCCGGAACUUCGAGGAAGACAUCGACCUUGAGUUGGUGAGCAGCGAUCGUGCUGGGAAUCGCGAGCGACUACAAAGCCGAAUCGAGCGUGACGUUGACGCAGUCAUGCUGGUUGACCAGCUCAUUCCCCACGGCGCUGAGGCGGUCGAGGGAGAUGCCCCGCCCAAUCAUAAUCAGACAGAAGCCCUUCGGGGUGCUGGGGCGCAAUUUUCGGAGUAG